Messenger RNA from Leptopilina boulardi, 1534 nucleotides. Its product is annotated as carbonic anhydrase-like. Gene Ontology annotation, cellular component: cytoplasm. Lineage: Eukaryota; Metazoa; Arthropoda; Insecta; Hymenoptera; Figitidae. The transcript is spliced from 6 exons. Bases 149 to 1072 code for a protein of 307 amino acids. Gene Ontology annotation, molecular function: zinc ion binding; carbonate dehydratase activity. The record is from RefSeq and is a predicted model, not a curated record.
GUUACAUAAUCAGAUAUUUUUAAAAUUUUCACACCUGCAAAGCUUAAAUAGUGCAGAGGUAGACUAUGCGGCGAAAAGACGCCAAAUUAUUUCCAAAUUUUAUAAAAUAAAAAAUAAAGUGUUUAUUAACAUUUUUCUACAAAAAAUCAUGUUUUGGAUUUUAUUCUCUCUUGUUCUUCUGGUUUCCAGUAUCUCUACAGACGGGCAUCAUUUCGGCUAUAGUAAAAAAAAUCAGCAUUUAUGGAUGAAAGAUCAUAAAACGUGUGCCGGAAAAUUACAAUCACCAAUUGCUUUAUCAACAACUCAAUCACUUCCAUUACCAUUGCCAGCUUUGGAAAUGAUUGGCUAUCAUGACUUUUUAAAAAAUCCUAUAAAAUUAGAAAAUAAUGGACACUCGGUGACGCUAACUCCUAGCAUUGAUUCAAUAAAUAAUACAAAUUCCGAAAAUCCUUAUAUUUUUGGAGGAAUGCUGAAUCAUGGAAAAAAUUAUGAAUUUCAAGCACUUCAUUUUCAUUGGGGCAGAAAAAAUAACAGAGGAUCUGAACAUUUAUUAAAUGGUGUGCGAUAUCCCAUGGAAAUGCAUUUAAUUCACAGAAAUAAAAUUUAUCAAAAUAUGGAAAUUGCUUUAAACAAUUCGGAUGGACUUUCAGUGAUUGGAGUCUUUUUUCAAUUGCAGGAAGAAGCUAAUCCACGACUUGUUCCAAUUUUAAAAGUUUUACCAGAUCUUCGUUGGAAUAAUAGUCAAGUUUCUGUAAAUUCAUUUUUAACUUUAUCCUCAUUGAUGCCAUCAAAUAUAGAAAUAUUUUACACUUAUAAGGGAUCAUUAACAACUCCACCAUGUAACGAGGCAGUGACUUGGAUCAUUUUCCCCACUGCUGUACCAAUAUCACUCCGACAACUAAAUAAAUUCAGACUCCUUUCAAGUGGCGAAGGAUCAUUAGCAGACAAUUAUCGUCACGUUCAAGACGUCGGACGUAGAAAAGUUUACGUAAGAAGAAUUGAUUUAGCAGUUUCAAAUAAAACUAAAAUACAACACUUAAAUAUGACAAAUUUAUCCUGGUACUGGGAGUAAGAAAUAAUAAUUGUUCAAACACUUUCAAACUGAUACUGUGAUAUUAAACUUAUUCAAAUCUAUAAUAUAUAUUUUACAAUAUAUUUUAUUAAAUGUUACUUAUUUCUUCAUUUAUAUAUUAAACAAAUGUAAAAAAUAAUAAAAUAUCAUAAACAAUAUUUUUAUCAAAAACUGUCAUUGUAAAUUAAUUCAAAAAUUGUAUUCAUUUUUUUACAAUGUAAAUUCAAUUGUUUAUAAACAUCUUGACGUAUAAUCAGCAAAAAAAUUUUCUUUAAAUUAACAAAAGUACUUUUUUUAUACUUUGGUACUUAAAAGUACGUACUCUUAGCACGAAUUUGUAAUAUAUAACUUAUUUUAAAUUAACUUACUUUGAUAUUGUGCCAUCGUUAGAUUUUUUUUUUGGUAACUUCGGAAGAAAUAAUUGCUGUAUUAGAAAAAGCCAUACAUACUUGAUUUUUUUUU